Molecule: messenger RNA, 4094 nt
Organism: Rana temporaria (common frog)
Lineage: Eukaryota; Metazoa; Chordata; Amphibia; Anura; Ranidae
Gene: SPIRE1
Product: spire type actin nucleation factor 1
Exons: 18
Coding region: 146-2491 (781 amino acids)
Biological process (GO): actin filament network formation; Golgi vesicle transport; establishment of meiotic spindle localization
Cellular component (GO): cytoplasmic vesicle membrane; cell cortex
Molecular function (GO): actin binding
Source: RefSeq, a predicted model, not a curated record
CGGCCCCGCCCCCCGCCGUGACGUUUCCCUGGAUAGGACGUCAGCGAUCAGGGGCUUCCAGGCUCGGCUGGUCAGGCGCCUGGCCGGGGAUGUUUGGGUUGCCGCAUUCCCCGCACAGGAGAGGCGGGAUGUACUGACCGAGGGAAUGGCGGAAUCUCCGGCCAGCCAGGCAGAGAGCGGGAUCGAGUCUCUGUCUCUGGAGGAGAUCCUGGAUCUAUACAAUCAGCCCAUCAAUGAGGAGCAGGCAUGGGCUGUGUGCUACCAGUGCUGCGAGGCUCUACGGGCGGCCCCGGGCGACGGCAAAAGGAAGAAGAUCACCGGGGCCACCGAGAUCCGGAUUCGGAGGGAUGGAGCCGUCAUCGUCCGGGAUCGCCCCGGGACAGAUGGGGCAAGUGAUUCCAGAUGUUCAGAAACAGAGGUCAUUGUAUCGCUAGGAAUUAUAAUCUACAAAGCACUAGAUUAUGGCUUGAAGGACAAUGAGGAGAGGGAGCUUAGUCCUCCCCUGGAGCGCCUAAUAGACAACAUGACGAAUAUCGAUGAGACUGAUGGCAGCACCGAUGAAGGAUAUGAUGCUCUGGAUGAGGAAGAUGAAGAUGCUAGUGAGAAAAAAAUCCCCGAAUUUCGUCAUUCAUAUAAGAACGUCAUGAAGCUUUGUUCCUCUCAUCUGCCGACUCCAUCAGAAGCGCCUAAUCAUUACCAAGCAGUAUGCCGGGCACUAUAUGCAGAGACCAAGGAGCUGCACAUGUUCCUGACGAAAAUCAAAAAUGCAAAAGAGAGUCUAAAGAAGAUCCAAGCAAUGGACAGGCAUGCAACUGACCGAGGUAACCCUGACCUUGAGGAUUUGAAGAAUGCAGACUGGGCUAGGUUCUGGGUUCAGGUUAUGCGUGAUCUUCGUAAUGGUGUCAAGCUGAAGAAAGUGCAGGAACGCCAGUACAACAUGUUACCCAUUGAAUUCCAGCUGACCCCAUAUGAGAUGUUGAUGGACGACAUACGUUCUAAACGUUACACGCUAAGAAAGGUCGUGGUUCAGGGUGACACCCCUCCUCGAUUAAAGAAGAGUGCUCAUGAAAUAAUCCUGGAUUUUAUACGCUCCAGACCUCCAUUAAAUCCUGUGUCUGCACGGAAAUUAAAACCAACACCACCUCGUCCUCGAAGUCUGCAUGAACGCAUACUCGAAGAGAUUAAAUCUGAGAGAAAACUACGUCCUGUUUCCCCCGAUGAAAUUAGGCGUAGCAGGCUUGUAAUGCGGCCCCUUAGCAUGUCUCACAGUUUUGACUUGUCAGAUGUUUGUACUCCUGAAGUCACAAGAAAACAGCCAGAAAGCACAGUGUUAAAUGGCGGUGUGACCGAGUCUUCCAGAAUUAUUGGACGUUCUACUCAAGUGACUGUUCAACGAAAGAAGCUUCUAAAAGCUCCAACCCUGGCUGAGCUGGACAGUUCAGAGUCAGAGGAGGAUACAGUACAAAAGUCUACAAGCAGCAGUAGUGUGUCCACUUCUCAGCCUGACGAUUUAUCUCCAGCAAGUGCCAGUGGUAAGAAAACACCACCCAGGUUCCUGCCAAUUUCCUCUACGCCACAACCGGAGAGACGGCAAGCUCCACAGAGGCGCCACUCCAUAGAGAAAGAGACACCAACCAAUGUUAGGCAGUUUCUACCACCAACUCGACAAAGCUCCAGAUCUUUGGUUCCUAGGAUAACCAGUUUCUUUCCAAGGAUGACUUUGCGACCACCAUUUUCCAGCAUUCGCACAGCUUCUUUGUUGGGCUCUCAUCCUUUUGAAGCAGCCAUUUUUGGGGCGGCAGGGGCUAUGUUUUAUCUGUUUGAGAGAGCUUAUGCCAGCAGGUGGAGAGCCCCGCAGGAGGAGUUUUGUUAUCCAGUUGAAUGCCUUGCUCUCACCGUAGAAGAAGUCAUGCACAUACGACAAGUGCUUGUAAAAGCAGAGCUGGAAAAAUAUCAGCAGUAUAAAGAUGUCUACAGUGCUCUCAAGAAAGGAAAGCUUUGUUUAUGUUGUCGGACAAAGAGAUUUUCCUUGUUCACCUGGUCUUACACAUGCCAGUUCUGCAAACGGCCUGUGUGUUCACAGUGCUGCAAAAAGAUGAGAUUACCUUCCAAGCCAUAUUCCACACUCCCCAUAUUUUCACUGGGACCUUCUACCUUGCAGAGAGGGGAGAGUUUCCUUAGGCCUGAGAAGCCCUCCACCAGUCAUCAUCGACCACCUCGGAGCUUACCCAAGUUGGGGUCCAAGUCUAAAUCUGUGGACAAGUCAGAUGAUGACCUCCAGUUUCCAAAAGAGCUCAUGGAAGACUGGAGCACCAUGGAGGUGUGCGUGGACUGUAAGAAAUUUAUCUCGGAUAUCAUUAGCUCCAGCCGUCGCAGCCUCACACUGGCUAACAAACGAGCCCGGUUAAAAAGGAAGACGCAGUCGUUCUACCUGUCAUCCACGGGGACACAUGAAUACCGGCCGACUGAGAGAACGAUAAAUGAGAUCUGACUCUCGUGCCUUUUUAACAUGUUUUAUUUUUUAUUAAUCUGCUUCGGUGUAAUGAAUAAUCAGGCUGUUGCUAUUUAAUUUUUUUAAGAGUUCAAGCAAGCUUGAAUUCUGCAAAAAUAGCACACCCCCCCUUUAUUUUUUAAUGUGCUCUAAAACAGGCUGCAUACACACAAGUUGUCCCAUAUGCAGCAAUUCCUUUGCACUGGAAGAAUGCAACUUUUGCCUUUUUUUUAUCGGUUUGUAAUGAGACUAUAUUACAUGGACUCUGCUGGAGAUCGGAAUGUUCUACCUGCAAGAGAGACCCAUGAGGGUAAAGCUGGCACUGUUACCUCACAGAGUGCAUAUCCCCUGGCUCUGCUAAAGAAAGGAGCAAAGUCUUAUUUUUACAUCAUGUCUACAUUCCUGUUUGUAAUUUUCAUUAUCUAGAUUUAUUCAAUCAUUCUCUUCAUUAGCUGUCGCCAAAACGACAUAGGACGCUGCCUUGGUUUGGAGGAACUACUUAAGAAAGUUGCAGCUCCGCUGAGAUAGUUGCCUAUCGGGUAUAUAGUUGUAUGACGCAGUAUGGUGCUGGAAACUUCUGUCCCCAAGUAAAUACUCAGAAGUGACUAGCUAGAGAUUCAUAGCACUUUUAUUUCUUCCACAGUGCCAAAUUAUGUCUUCCCAAACCAAAUAUCGUUCCAUCUGUUUUAUGUGUCAAAGCUUGUAGAUCCUCCCACCAGUUUUGUGGAUUUAGUGCGAAAACGGGUGUUGGAGAAAACGUGUGAAUGAGGAUCUGUUUUUAAAAACUGGCUACUGACGAGGAAAAACAAAUAUGGUACAGUCUCAAAUGUUUUGUGCUGGCUUCAUUAGGCAGUCUGUAGUUGACUUUUAUUAGUGUUUAUAUGUUCAUUAAAGUGCAUCUCCCGUCUGCUGGAGGCAACAGUCUUGUAGGCAGGACCGACCAGUCUUUCUAUAUAAAGUAUUGCUCAGUUUAGGAACUAUUUCUCUUACUGGGGCAAUUGAUCACAUACCAGAUGUGUAAGAACAGUUAUAACAGGUCGCACUACUAACAUGGUGCUCAGGGUCUAGUGGGACUUUGUCACUCAACUAGGACUUUUUUGGGCCCAUUUUUUUCCCUGUACUUUGUUGCCCUUUGUACUAUGUUCUUCUUAAAGAGGGAACAUUUGUCAGUGUAUCCCUUCCAGAUGGUGUCCACCUCAGCAUACCUUUUUCUCUGUCAUCAAAGUAAACCUGUCACUAGGAUUAUUUAGUGCAAAGUAAGAGUAUCCAUGAUAGAUAUCUAAUUCAUUGUGCUCCUCUAUUGUCCAGUUUGAGGAUCAUGGCCUUGUAAAGUACCUGGUACUUCUGGAUAAAGGGGUGCAUGUGACCCCCUCCCCUAUUUUAUUUGAUGCAGUGUGUGACAGUAAUAAGUCAUGGGCAUUGUCAUGUCACAUUAUAGGAAGGUGGUCAUGUGCCCUUUAUAUGCUCACAUUGUUUACAGGGCUUUCUACCCAGAACCCAGGGGAAGAUAUCAAUAGCGGAGGAGGUGGGUUGUCAAAGGGAACCUGCUGCUUUGCGCUGAAUAGACAAAGUAACUGGUUCUCUUUAAGUGUCACUAAACCCA